AUGUACGACUCAAUCGCUAAUAUCUUGUUUUCCAUCUAUUCUCUAUUUUCUCUUUUUAUUUUUUUUUCUCGCUUUGCUCUUUCGUUUUUUUUAAUUUCAUUCUAUCUCUUUUUAUUUAUUCAUUGUUUCUCGUUUCUCUUUUACCUUUUUCCUAUUUUAUCGCUUUUCUCUCUUUCCUUUCUUUCUUUCCUCUUUCUGUCACUGUUUCCUCUUUCCUCAUAUGUAAUCUCUUUUCUCUCUUGCUUCUCUCUUUCUUCAUAUGUCUUUUUCUCUCUUUUCUCAUUUUAUCUCUUUGACUCUCUUUUGUCUUCAAUAUCCUUUCUCUGUUAUUUUAUCUCUUUUCUCUUUCUUGUUUUCUUAUAUAUUUUUCUCUCUUAUUUUAUCUUUUCUCUCUUGUCUCUCUCUCUUGUCUUCAUAUCUCCUUUUCUCUCUUUUCUUAUUUUAUCUUUUUUCUCUGGCUUCUCUCUUGUCUUCAUGUAUUUUUUCUUUCUUUUCUCAUUUUAUCACUUUUCUCUCUUGCCUCUCUGUUGUCUUCAUGCAUCUUUUUUUCUCUUUUCUCAUUUUAUCUCUUUGACUCUCUUUUGUCUUCAAUAUCCUUUCUCUCUUUUCUCUCUCUUAUUUUCAUAUAACUUUUUCUCUCUUGUUUUAUCUUUUCUUUCUUGUCUCUCUCUCUUGUCUUCAUAUAUCCUUUUCCCUCUUUUCUCAUUUUAUCUCUUUUCUCUUGCUUCUCUCUUGUUUUCAUGCAUCUUUUUCUUUCUUUUCUUUCUUGCCUGUCUCUUUUCUUUAUCUGUCAUUCUUCUCAAUCGUCUAUAUAAUUCUUUUCUCUCAAUUCAUGAAGAAUUUCCCUCUUUGAGUCAAAUCGUCUCUACGAAACGCUCAGCAAUUCUCUUUGAUCAUUGUCAUCAACGACAUUUUCUUUUUCCCUAA
This is a messenger RNA of Acanthosepion pharaonis, 927 nucleotides long. The record is from the annotation of a GenBank genome assembly. Lineage: Eukaryota; Metazoa; Mollusca; Cephalopoda; Sepiida; Sepiidae.